Messenger RNA from Staurois parvus, 315 nucleotides. The record is from the annotation of a GenBank genome assembly. Lineage: Eukaryota; Metazoa; Chordata; Amphibia; Anura; Ranidae.
AAAAUGUCAGUGCGUCUUAUGGAGCGAAUAUGGAGUGGCCGGUCCGGUAUUUCCACCGUCGCCGUGUCAGAAUACCGGGCCGGCCGCUCAGCUCUGCAGCGGGAUCUUAUGGAGAUGACUGCUGACCUUUGGGGAGGUGGGGAGCGGGUACCUGAAUUUGACAGGUACCCGCUCUUACUUCCGCGGAGUUGUUCUUUGACCUUACCUGUUCCUGUCAGCAGUCAUCUCCUGUACUGUCCGCAGUCUCUGGUCAUCCCUGUGCUGUCCGCAGUCUCUGGUCAUCUCCUGUACUGUCCGCAGUCUCUGGUCAUCUCC